UCGUCAAAUCUAGUCUGUCCUCGUGUACGCAUGUGAGUGUGGGUGUAUUCACGAGGAACCCCUUUCUCCUAUUCCGCCUGAUGUAAUUCAACUUAUCAGCGGAUGGAUGGAGCACUUGUGGAUGCCUGGCCGAAUUUCCCAGGCAUAAAGAAACGCCAGCCAAAUGAAGACAUCAAGGGAAACCUAAAGACUUAUAACCUUUUUUCACGCUAUUUGGACGUCUUUGUGGGUGACGCAUCAACGCCCGUUUGGAGGUCGAAUUUCCGUUUCGACUCCAUCAUAACCGAUCCUCCUUAUGGAAUUCGUGAAUCAACCUAUAAAGUGGGUAGCAAGAAAAUCGCCCCUAUUCCGGAUGAGAUGCUGUCGACACAUUUUCCUUCUAAAACUCAGUACGGUUUAGGCGACAUCUAUAAAGAUCUUCUUAAUUUUGCCGCCAAUAGUCUCAAACUGCAUGGCCGACUGGUUUUUUGGAUUCCAAUCAUACGAAUGGAGUAUGAUCCAGACCUCCUACCUGAACAUCCUUGUUUGGAAACUAUAGCCAACAGUGAGCAGAUCCUAAAUUUGCAUUCCAGCCGUCGAUUAAUAACUAUGCAAAAGAUUAUGGAACCAAAGGAGGCUGAAGAUUCAGCAAUAAUCCACAACCUGCAGUACACAUUUCGACACAAGUUCUUCAAUACCAGCGAAAUCAAAGGACAUGGAAAGGAAGACGAAAGUGCGCGAAAUCUAACGAAAAGAAGCAAACGGGGAAACGGAAUAGCAAAAUUGCCAUGUGAUAAGUAACCUAACAGUUUUUUAAUAUGCAAUACAAUACACAAGUGGUCUAACAUCGCCGACUUUGAUAGGCGAAAUGAAAUCACAGAAAAUGUUUUCGGCUUGAAAUUGUGGAGAACUAAGUUCUAAAAGGU
Molecule: messenger RNA, 905 nt
Organism: Daphnia pulicaria
Lineage: Eukaryota; Metazoa; Arthropoda; Branchiopoda; Diplostraca; Daphniidae
Product: tRNA (guanine(10)-N2)-methyltransferase homolog
Exons: 6
Coding region: 103-780 (225 amino acids)
Biological process (GO): methylation
Cellular component (GO): cytoplasm
Molecular function (GO): nucleic acid binding
Source: RefSeq, a predicted model, not a curated record